Scaptodrosophila lebanonensis is the source of this 1125-nucleotide messenger RNA. It is a transcript of the gene Ucp4B, whose product is annotated as mitochondrial uncoupling protein 4. The record is from RefSeq and is a predicted model, not a curated record. Bases 58 to 1047 code for a protein of 329 amino acids. Gene Ontology annotation, biological process: response to cold; mitochondrial transport. The transcript has a single exon. Lineage: Eukaryota; Metazoa; Arthropoda; Insecta; Diptera; Drosophilidae. Gene Ontology annotation, cellular component: mitochondrial membrane.
UUAGACUAAUUGUAUUAUCAUUAAAAUUCUGGUGCAGUUUUCAAAUUUUAGAACGGAAUGGAUGAUGUUGACUUUCCGCCACCACCUCCGCCAUUACUCCCACAUGUCGAGUUGUUGUCUUCCAACAAAAAAACUCCCUUCGUCGAACUCUAUUUGACCUCGUUCGCGUCGGCCUGUAGUGCCGAAAUGGUCGGCUAUCCCUUUGAUGUAUGCAAGACGCGUAUGCAGAUUCAGGGCGAGGCGGCGAGUAAGUCGGGCCAGGCGGUUAAGUAUCGCGGCAUGCUGGCCACCGGAUUGGGCAUUAUUAAGGAGGAAGGUCUGUUGAAGCUGUACGGUGGGCUUUCCGCCAUGGCUUUGCGCCAUUUUGUCUUCAGUGGACUGAAGAUGGCCUUCUACGACUUUUUUCGCAACAGUUUGCUCAUUUAUGAUAAAGAUGGGAAGCCCCAAUUGACCUUCCUGAGAGGGUCCUUUUGUGGCGUCAUGGGAGGCGCUUGCGCCAACGUAAUAUCCUCACCCACUGAUUUGAUCAAAGUGCAAAUGCAAAUGGAGGGUAAGCGACGUCUACUGGGCGAACCGCCUCGGAUACACAACGUCUUCCAGGCCGUUACUUCGAUCUAUAAGGCUGGCGGCGUGGUGGGCCUCUGGAAGGGCACUGUGCCGAAUACUUGGCGAGCGGCACUCGUUACCCUGGGCGAUGUGAGCUUCUAUGACUUGAGCAAACGUACUAUAAUGGAUACUUUCGACGUGGCUGAUAAUCGCGUCGUACAGUUUGUGGGCGCCAUGAUCGCUGGCUUUGCCGGUGCAGCUCUGAGUACGCCCGCCGAUGUCGUCAAGUCGCGUAUUAUGAAUCAGCCAACGGACGAGAAGGGCCGUGGCCUACACUACAAGGGCACCCUCGACUGCUUCAAUAAGUUGGUCAAGCAGGAGGGAUUCCUAGCCAUGUACAAGGGAUUCGUGCCCUAUUGGUUGCGGGUGGGUCCCUGGACCAUGGUAUUUUGGACGACAUUCGAGCAGAUAAGACGUUUUCGUGGCGAUGAGGGCUAUUGAAAUUAUUGUGCAAUAUCUAUUUAUAUUUUCGUCUAGAUUUUACAUAAAACGUAUAUACUUGUAGUAUAGUAGUCCCUA